Molecule: messenger RNA, 2288 nt
Organism: Linepithema humile (Argentine ant)
Lineage: Eukaryota; Metazoa; Arthropoda; Insecta; Hymenoptera; Formicidae
Product: transmembrane protease serine 9-like
Biological process (GO): proteolysis
Molecular function (GO): serine-type endopeptidase activity
Source: RefSeq, a predicted model, not a curated record
AUAGAAUUGUCGCCGAAUAUUGCCGUACAAGUGCAUAAUGCAUGUUUGUGUGAAAUCCAGCAGAACAUGUGGUGUGUAGUGCUUCAUCAAUGAAUGAAAAAACGCAUUUGUAAUUUCUGCUUAUUGAACGAUAUUCGUGCAGCGUGAAUAACAAAUGGAACAAUGCUUUUACGCUAUGUGUUACGCUACAAGCUCUUAAUCUUGAUUUUGAUUAUAACCUUUUAUCUAUCGAUACCAAUCAAAGGCUAUGGACUUCGUCAAGAAAGUAUAAUAACAUCAAUAAGUUCUAUUGGAAAUUCUUCAGGUAAUUCUCAAACUCGUAUCGGAAGAUUCUUAUUUGAUGAACUAUUCGGUAUCGAUAUUGUCAAUGCUGCUGAUAUCAGUGACGAAGAAAAACUAAGAAACUGCACAUGCGAAUGCGGCUUGUUUAAUCAAGAGAAUAGAAUUGUUGGUGGACGUCCUACAAUACCGAACAGGUAUCCUUGGGUUGCGAGGAUUGUGUACGACGGUCGUUUCCACUGUGGUGCUAGUCUACUCAACAAUGAUUAUGUAAUUACUGCUGCACAUUGUGUACGAAGAUUGAAACGAUCGAAGAUUCGUAUAGUACUCGGCGAUUACAAUCAGUAUGUUAAUACUGAUGGAGUUCCUAUUAUGAGAGCAGUGAGUGUUGUGAUACGUCAUAAGAAUUUUGAUAUAAAUUCUUACAAUCACGAUGUGGCCUUAUUAAAAUUACGCAAAUCGGUGGAAUUCUCAAAGAAAGUUCGCCCGGUCUGUUUACCUCAACCAGGAAGCGAUCCUGCCGGGAAGGAAGGGACAGUGGUGGGGUGGGGUCGAACAAUGGAAGGAGGCAUGUUGCCUGGAGAAAUGCAGGAGAUACAAGUGCCAAUAUACAGUUUGGCACAAUGUCGAAAGAUGAAAUACCGAGCAAAUCGAAUUACCGAUAAUAUGAUUUGCGCCGGCCGAAGUAAUCAGGACUCUUGCCAAGGAGAUAGCGGCGGUCCUUUGCUCGUCCAGGAAGCCGAUAAACUUGAAAUAGCAGGUAUAGUUUCGUGGGGUGUUGGCUGCGGUAGAGCUGGUUAUCCCGGAGUUUACACGAGAGUGUCCCGAUAUCUCAAUUGGAUUCACGCAAACAUGAAAGAAGGCUGUUUUUGCUCAUCGGUGCGCAAAAAAAUCAAUAUCAGAUCGCCGAACAUGAAGUCUCUGUGUUACCUAGGUUUAUUAUUUAUUCUGCUUUUGAUAACGGAAAAAUGUCAGGCUGAGAAAUUCGACGAGAAAACAAAAAACUUUUUCGGACUUUUUGGUAAUAAACCACCUUACUCUAAUGACUCACCUUCGCCCUGCUAUUGCAGUUGUGGAUUACGGAAUGAAGAAAGUCGUAUAGUUGGAGGUCAAACGACGAGUAUGAAUGAGUUUCCAUGGAUGGCUAGAUUAUCGUAUUUAAACAAAUUUUAUUGCGGUGGUACUCUUAUAAACGAUCGCUACGUGCUCACAGCUGCACACUGCGUCAAGGGUCUUAUUUUCAGAUUUAUGUGGUUUAUGAUCAAAGUCACUUUCGGGGAGCAUGAUAGAUGUAUCGAAAAAGGAGCGGAAACCAGAUAUGUGGUACGUGUCAUGACCGGUGACUUUAGCUUUCUGAAUUUCGACAACGAUAUCGCAUUACUUCGCCUCAAUGAGAGAGUGCCAUUGAGCGAUACGAUACGGCCAAUAUGCUUGCCAUCGGUGUAUGAUAACGAGUACGUAGGAGUAAAUGCAAUCGCAGCAGGGUGGGGAACAUUGCAAGAGGAAGGAAAACCGUCUUGUCUUCUCCAAGAAGUCGAGGUUCCAGUCAUGAGUCUUCAAGCUUGUCGCAAUACCAGUUAUAGUCCCCGAAUGAUUUCUGACAACAUGCUAUGCGCUGGCUACUUAGAAGGAAAAAAAGACUCAUGUCAGGGAGACAGUGGCGGACCACUGAUAGCGGAGCGCGAGGAUAAGAAAUACGAGCUCAUCGGUGUUGUAUCCUGGGGCAACGGAUGCGCACGACCUGGAUAUCCAGGUGUAUACACGAGGGUUACACGAUAUAUGGAUUGGAUCUUGAAAAAUUCAAAGGAUGGAUGUUUUUGCGAACAUAAUUGAAUGUGAUUACUUGACAUUUUUCUCUCUUAAUGGAGAGAUGAAUUAAUGAGAGAAUUUUUUUAUAUACAUAUAUUACUAUUAUAUCUGUACAGAAUUACUUUUAUCAUAGAAAAAAAAAACUACUGUCUAGAGUAAAAGAAAUUACUAAUUAUUAUUGUUACUUAAUUUUUUUUUAA